CACUCGAUAAGAACGGAAAAAGUAGCCGACGAAGGGAACUGCCGCGUGUUGUGCUAUUUGGAGCCAAACUGUGUAUCCAUCAACAUAGGACCUCAAGAAGAUGGCGGUACAAUUUGCCAAUUAAAUAAUAACACCGAUGAGAGCCUAUCAUCAUCAACCUUGCUGAAAAAUAACUGCUACACUUAUUAUGGUAUCGAGAAUCCAUGCCACAGCAACCCCUGUUCCUGCAAAAGUGACUUAUGUCAAGCGGGAUUCACUGAUAAAGGCUUCAGAUGUAUUCCCCGAGAGAGGAAAGAGGCACAGUGUGGCAAAGAUUGUCAAGGACCUCUUGGAAUGGAAAAUGGUGAAAUAUCCGAUACAAAAAUUAGCGCGUCUUCGGAAUAUGACUCCUACCAUAGCGCCAAUGAAGGCAGACUGCACUUCAAGGCAACUGGGGACAAAGGCGGAACAUGGGGUGCGAGAUUGCCUGAUGCUAAUCAAUGGCUUCAGGUCGAUCUGGGUACUGAGUGCUUUAUCCUUACGCGUGUAGCCACACAAGGAGGGAAUCGAUAUUUGGCAUGGGUUAGAGAAUACCACCUGGAGUUUGUUUCCAAUGCAGGUCGAAACUUUCAGUACUACCGCGAAAGAGGUUCGACAAAUAAAAUGGUUUUCAUCGGAAAUAACGACUCCAACAGCGUUGUUGCUCAUGACCUGAAGCCACCAAUUGAGGCACGUUAUGUCCGUUUUCGACCACUGGUUUGGCACCAUUGGGUAUCGAUGAGAGUGGAGCUUUACGGUUGCUCUAAAGUAUGCCCAUUAUAUUGGAAACCAUUUGGAAACCUUCGGUAUGCCAUAUUCACAACAGAACGCUCUUGGAGUGACGGAGAAGCAUUCUGUAAUUCAUUGGGUGCACGGCUGGUGAAGAUUACCUCCGAUGAUGAGAGCGCUUUUGUAAAUAGCAUCCUUCCAGGUAACUACCCUUCCGACAAACCCUACUGGAUCGGCCUUUGUGAAGAUGAGCCAAACAAAAAAUGGAAGUGGUCCGAUGGAAGUGAACUGGGUGUGUAUACCAACUGGAAAGAGGACGAGCCAAAUCAGUUCCAGGACAUCCUGGCUUGUACUGUCUUGGUCGGUGGAGAGUGGCGUGACAGACAAUGUUCAGAUAAAUAUUUCUUCAUUUGUGAGAAAUGACGUAAGAGUGUACUUAAAGCGCACACUGUAUUUGAGGUUUUACGAUCGAACAGUUAAAAUGAAAACCGUUUUCGCAUAUCAAAAACGUUCAGGGAGCAUGAUCGUUAGAUGAACUCAUUACAAUUACCUUCCGUCGAUAAGAGCUCGUAAAAUGUGUUUCAUCUGAGUAUUAUCCCUUUAACACCGAAGAGUGCAUGACUGGCACCUAAUUUCUCCUUAAAAUAUCACCCUCGAAUCACACAUUAAU
This is a messenger RNA of Stylophora pistillata, 1417 nucleotides long. Its product is annotated as EGF-like repeat and discoidin I-like domain-containing protein 3. The record is from RefSeq and is a predicted model, not a curated record. Lineage: Eukaryota; Metazoa; Cnidaria; Anthozoa; Scleractinia; Pocilloporidae.